GCAAUUGGGUUUUCGUCAGAGUCCACAGCUGAUUCUUUAUUGUCUUUCUCACUCUAUUUGUGUGUUCAAACUAAGCUUGAUAUUUAUGAAAAACAGUGUUGAUUCUUAUCUGCUAGUCUGCUGCUACAUAGAACAAUUGUGAAGUGUAGACCUGGGUUUACCUUUAUUAAUUAUUAUUUCCAUUUUUUUCAUAGCCGCCUCUUCUUGUUCAGCUCCCAGUCUCUUCUUUUGCACGCCCCAGAUUCCUAGAAACCCACCUUCCCUUGGUUCUCAGUGGAAAGUUUAGUUAUUUUGUCUUUUCUUAUGUGUGGGUGAAUUGGGUAGUCUGAAUUCUAACAACAAUUGUUGAGUUCCAUGGUCUUGUCUUGGAUCCCUUGCCAGCUGUCACUCUGAGGCUUUUUGUCCGAUUGGGUGAUCGAGGUGUUUUGGAGAAAUUUAGGAAACACUGUGCAGCUGUAACUUCAUCCAAGCAACUUUUUUUUCACGGUCAUCUUUUGUAAUCGCUGUCAGAAAUUGAUCUUGCCUUGUUUUCAUUCAGAAAUUCAAUUCAAUUCAUGGUGGCCCAAUUUGGUGAAUUGGGCCAACACCUUUGAUUGCUUGGCGGGUUCUUCUGGUCAAUAUUUUGGAACUGUGGCGAUGGUUUGUGUUGUAGGCUGAAUAUGAUGCUUGAUCAGGACUCUGCCGGUUUUGUUCGGUAGUUUUAUGCACCUGAUUGCUACUGUGUUGCUACAAGGAGAUGCUUUCCUAUUGGAUUGCGGUGUUUAGUUAAUAAUGGCCAUUUCUGCGUUAUUCUUGGUUGUGCUGCUGCAAUUGUCAACAAUUUUUGGCUCGGAGGUUGUCUUACAGUCAAAGGAAUGUGGCACUGAUUGGGUGGCACAUUCACAUGCUAGUCAUGGUCAGGAACUUUUCUACAUAAACGGCAAUGUAGUGGACAAGGUUGCUUUCUGUGAGUCUCUCCAAUCGUAUACUGAAAAGGGGUGUGAUGUGAACGACUACUUUGGAAGUGUUAAAUGUGUGACGGAUGUUUCUUUUGUGGAUUUUCCUUUAAAGGCAGGGAGGAAACUUCUUAAAAAGGAUUCAAAUACCGAAUCUAAACCGCAAGGAGAUUCUAAGCCUAUCCCAGUCCACGUGGUUGGUAUUUCUGCAGGGGGAGCUCUGUUUGCAUGUUGUCUUGUUCUUUGUCCUUGUUUCUUUAAGAGAAGGAAAGCAACUUCUCAUGCUGUUCUGAGCAAGGACCCCAAUUCAAUGGAUUCCGUUUCCUCCUUUGAAGCCUCCGUUAAUGACAAGAUUCCGGCCAGUCCACUACGAGUGCCAGCUAGUCCGUCAAGAUUCUCAAUGUAUCCAAAACUCAGUAGACUUCAAUCAUUGCAUCUUGAUCUGAACCAAGUUACAAGAGCUACUCAUAACUUCUCAGAAACAUUGCAAAUAGGAGAAGGGGGUUUUGGAACUGUCUACAAGGCCAAAUUGGAAGAUGGUCUGGUCGUGGCUGUAAAACGUGCGAAAAAGGAACAUUUUGAUAGUUUGAGAGCAGAAUUCAGCAGUGAAGUUCAACUUUUGGCCAAAAUUGAUCAUCGAAACCUGGUGAAGCUACUAGGUUAUAUUGACAAAGGAAAUGAACGCCUUCUUAUUACAGAGUUUGUGCCAAAUGGUACCCUUAGAGAACAUUUGGAUGGCAUGCGUGGAAAAACACUAGACUUCAAUCAGCGCCUUGAAAUUGCAAUUGAUGUUGCUCAUGGCUUGACCUAUCUACAUCUGUAUGCAGAAAAGCAAAUUAUCCAUCGAGACGUGAAAUCAUCCAACAUUCUGCUGACAGAAAGCAUGCGAGCUAAAGUUGCUGAUUUUGGAUUUGCAAAGCUAGGGCCUGUAAACACUGAUGAGACACACAUUUCUACCAAAGUGAAGGGAACAGUUGGUUAUUUGGAUCCUGAGUAUAUGAAAACAUACCAACUCACUCCCAAGAGUGACGUUUAUUCGUUUGGAAUUUUGCUUUUAGAAAUUGUGUCUGGCCGCCGUCCCGUUGAGUUGAAGAAAUCUGUUGAAGAGCGUGUUACACUUAGAUGGGCCUUCAAGAAGUACAACGAAGGAAGUGUAGUGGAACUGGUGGAUCCUUUAAUGGAAGAAGCAGUAAACACAGAUGUUCUGAUGAAGAUGUUUGAUUUGGCAUUUCAAUGUGCAGCACCCAUUCGAGCAGAUAGACCUGACAUGAAAUCGGUGAGCGAGCAGUUGUGGGCAAUAAGGGCAGCUUACCUCAAGAGUGCAAGGAGAACAUGAGUAGUUGUAUUUGAUGAUGAUAUAGUGAAGUUGGUCUUUAUCUCUUUUUUUCUUUAUCUAUCCUGAAGUGAUGUCAUUUGAAUCUUUCUCGGUGACUUUAUUUAUUCCACAGUACACUGCCUAAUGAGUCAUUAUUGUGAAGUGUGAACAUUACUUAGGAAGUGGCAACCCAAUGCUGGCUCAGAAAGCAAGACCUGAAUAAACAAACUUCGACAAAAGAAAAUAUACGGCAAGGAACUUCCUUGUGUUGCCACUGAAGUAUUUGUCUGUGUAGAGUUGAAAGUGGAUUUUGUAAAAUAUGGAUUUGUUCUUAAAGGAUGAAGUGUUUCUUUUUA
Molecule: messenger RNA, 2606 nt
Organism: Vigna radiata var. radiata (mung bean)
Lineage: Eukaryota; Viridiplantae; Streptophyta; Magnoliopsida; Fabales; Fabaceae
Product: calmodulin-binding receptor-like cytoplasmic kinase 3
Exons: 7
Coding region: 772-2271 (499 amino acids)
Biological process (GO): protein phosphorylation
Molecular function (GO): ATP binding; protein kinase activity
Source: RefSeq, a predicted model, not a curated record